Molecule: messenger RNA, 540 nt
Organism: Phlebotomus argentipes
Lineage: Eukaryota; Metazoa; Arthropoda; Insecta; Diptera; Psychodidae
Product: ubiquitin-conjugating enzyme E2 C-like
Exons: 1
Coding region: 13-540 (175 amino acids)
Source: RefSeq, a predicted model, not a curated record
GAUUAGUAAACGAUGGCUGAGAAUUCAGAUCAAUUCCAAGCAUCAAACUCGAUUAAACCGAACAACGGUGAAGUUCUUAAAGCCAACACGGCUGGUAAAAGGCUGCAGAAAGAUCUGCAGAAGUUGAUGAUGAGCGCUGUGAAGGGCAUCUCAGCUUUCCCAGAUGGUGAGAACAUUUUCAAGUGGGUGGCGACCAUCUGGGGCCCAGAGGACACUGUCUACACUGGCCACAAGUAUAGACUGCAGCUGGAAUUCGCGGAUUCCUAUCCACUCUCUGCGCCAAAUGUUAAGUUCCUCACGCCGUGCUUCCAUCCCAACAUUGGCCCUGACGGUGUGAUCUGCCUGGACGUUCUGCAGGACAAGUGGUCCGUUCUCUAUGACGUCCAGACGAUUUUGCUCUCCAUACAGUGUCUUCUGGGCGAUCCCAACAUUGAAAGUCCUCUCAACGCGGAAGCUUCAACGCUGUGGACGAAUCGCGUGCAGUACAAGAAGCACCUUGAUGAGUUCUAUGAGAAGAACAGAGACGUUUUCCGUGCCUGA